Pungitius pungitius (ninespine stickleback) is the source of this 3426-nucleotide messenger RNA. RefSeq names its product peroxisome proliferator-activated receptor alpha b (gene pparab). Bases 812 to 2224 code for a protein of 470 amino acids. Gene Ontology annotation, cellular component: nucleus. NCBI's taxonomy places the organism in Eukaryota, Metazoa, Chordata, Actinopteri, Perciformes, Gasterosteidae. The record is from RefSeq and is a predicted model, not a curated record. Gene Ontology annotation, biological process: cell differentiation; positive regulation of transcription by RNA polymerase II; negative regulation of transcription by RNA polymerase II. The transcript has 7 exons. Gene Ontology annotation, molecular function: nuclear receptor activity; DNA-binding transcription repressor activity, RNA polymerase II-specific; zinc ion binding.
AUCGAGUGAACGGACAGGCGGAGCCAGCGCGUCGGCCCCAUCAGCCCAUUGCUCCUGCUCUGAGACCGCGGCCAUGCGCCCUAGAGCCCUUCGUCUGACGGGGGCCCGCAAGCACUCGCACCACAGGAUGGGUCCAUUAAACAUUAACAUGCCUAUCUCUCUCUCUCUCUCUCUCUCUCGCACUCUGAACGCUCAAACACAAACUCUUGGAACGGGCUGGACGUUCUAUUGUCAGGUUGCAUGGAAGACUUCAAGUCGUUGGAUAGGGAUACGUUUCAUGGAAGACUUCAGGUCGUUGGAUAGGGAUACGUUGCAUAGAAGACUUCAAGUCGUUCGAUAGGGAUACGUUGCAUGGAAGACUUCAAGUCGUUGGAUAGGGAUACGUUGCAUAGAAGACUUCAAGUCGUUGGAUAGGGAUACGUUGCAUGGAAGACUUCAAGUUGCUGGAUAGGGAUACGUUGCAUGGAAGACUUCAAGUUGCUGGAUAGGGAUACGUUGCAAUGAAGACUUCAAGUUGUUGGAUAGGCAUACGUUGCAUGGAAGACUUCAAGUUGCUGGAUAGGGAUACGUUGCAUGGAAGACUUCAAGUUGUUGGAUAGGGAUACGUUGCAUGGAAGACUUCAAGUCGUUGGAUAGGGAUACGUUCUUAUUUGGUUUCCAAAUUUCGUACACGUACCGGCAGUGUUUGAAACAACACGUUUCAUAGACACGAAGGCGGUACUGCAGACAGAUGGCAUGUGAAGAACUUAUCUCUACGCUCUUUGCCGAGUCUGAUGAGUGAAGGUGCCCUCCGCCCGCUACCGGCUCCGCGAUGGUCGACAUGGAGAGCCACUACCAACCCCCCUCCCCCCUGGAGGACUCGGUGCUGGGCAGCCCACUGUGCGGUGAGGACGAAUUCAUGGGCGAAAUGGGGGAGCUGCAGGACAUCUCGCAGUCCAUCGGCGGCGGCCGCGGCGCCAGGCGCUUCGACGGCCCCAGAUACCAGUCCUCCAGCAACGGCUCGGAAGGCUCCACUGCUCUAGACGCCCUGACGCCGGCGUCCAGCCCGUCGUCGGUCGUUUACGGGAUGGCGCCGGGCCAGGAGGACUUCUCCUCGGCGUCCUCUCCGCUCAAUCUGGAGUGCCGGGUGUGUGCGGACCGCGCCUCGGGCUACCACUACGGGGUCCACGCCUGCGAGGGCUGCAAGGGCUUCUUUCGGCGGACGAUCCGUCUGAAGCUGGAGUACGACAAGUGCGAGCGUCGCUGCAAGAUCCAAAAGAAGAACCGCAACAAGUGCCAAUACUGCCGCUUCCAGAAGUGCCUGUCGGUGGGAAUGUCCCACAACGCCAUCCGCUUUGGCCGGAUGCCCCAGUCGGAGAAGCUGAAGCUGAAGGCGGAGAUGGUGACGGGGGACAGGGAGGUGGGAGACCCGCGGGUCGCCGACCAGAAGACGCUGGCCCGGCAGAUUUACGAGGCCUACCUCAAGAACUUCAACAUGAACAAGGCCAAGGCUCGAACCGUCCUCACCGGCAAGACCGCCACACCUCCUUUCGUCAUCCAUGACAUGGAGACCCUCAAGCUGGCGGAGCAGACGCUGGUGGCCAAGAUGGUGGGCGCAGUGGGAACGCUGAAGGACCGGGAGGCGGAGGUCCGGAUUUUCCACUGCUGCCAGUGCACGUCGGUGGAGACCGUCACGGAGCUCACGGAGUUCGCCAAGUCCGUCCCCGGUUUCUCCAGCCUGGACCUCAACGACCAGGUGACUCUCUUGAAAUACGGCGUGCACGAGGCCCUCUUCGCCAUGCUCGCCUCCAGUAUGAACAAGGACGGGCUCCUCGUGGCGUACGGCUCGGGCUUCAUCACCCGGGAGUUCCUCAAGAGCCUGCGGCGGCCGUUCAGUGACAUGAUGGAGCCAAAGUUCCAGUUCGCCAUGAAGUUCAACGCCAUGGAACUGGACGACAGUGACUUGGCUCUGUUUGUGGCCGCCAUCAUCUGCUGCGGAGACCGCCCGGGCCUGGUGAACGUGGCGCACAUCGAGCGGAUGCAGGAGAGCAUCGUGCGCGUGCUGCAGGUCCACCUGCUGGCCAAUCACCCCGACAACGCUUUCCUCUUCCCCAAGCUGCUGCAGAAACUGGCCGACCUGCGGCAGCUGGUCACCGAGCACGCCCAGCUGGUGCAGGAGAUCAAAAAGACCGAGGACACGUCGCUGCACCCGCUCCUGCAGGAGAUCUACAGAGACAUGUACUGAGGGGGCGUUUCGGAGGAAUAACCAAGGAGAGGCACCUCUACGGAUCAUCUCCUCCUGCUUCGGGGACAGUAGAGGAGCAGAAGUGGACCUUCAUGAGCAGAAGAUUUCUGUGUGCAGGUGAUGUACAGCGGAUUGAGCGCCAGGCUGGAAACCAGUGCAGGCGGUCACUGGGCAGGCAUCGGAUGCUAAUUUAGUAGUAUUUUGAGGCGGUCUCCAUGGUUACUCCUAUCCUGACCCUUGACAAGCCCUAAAAAUGAGGAAAGGUAGUUGAUGGCACCACUCCAGCAGUAUGCUUGAAAGGAGAUUUUUUUUUUUUUUUAAUACUGUUGUCAAAGAGCCAUAUUCAUUCAAAGCCUAAAUGAUUUCAGUGGGCAGUGACAUUAAGGUACACAAUGUCUUUCGUAUUCAUUUCUCUUCCUAACAUCCAUUCUAGGUGUGGAUCAUCAUCCCGUUCUACUCAACGUGUUUGUACACGUCAGAGCGUCAGAAAGCUAAGUCUUAGUUUGUCAGAAUUGUUCUCAAGAAUCUGAGGCAGAUUCGAGGUGUUCACUGUGUUAAUAUUACAUCCGGACUCCGUUUGAAUGCCUUUUUUUAACAAAACACAUGUGCAGACAUUUGGCACUCCAUCUUUAUUCCCCCCCCAUCCUGGUAUUCAAGCCAACACCCGGAUGAACAGCAUUUCAACCGUUACGCAGGCGGACUUUAAGCAGAUUGGCCAGAAAUUCACACAUCGGUUUCUUCAUUUCUCCAUCAAGUAAAGCCCUUCACCCACAUAAUACAACUUAUUUCUCUUUUUUUUCUUUCUUUUCCCAAUGAAAACACAACAACCUUUCUGGUGAUUACACGACGGCAAGUGAAAAUAUAGGCAAAUUAUAAAGUGAUACCCUUGUAUUUUUGGUUCACUUUGCCAUGUUCAAAAAUCAAAAGACAGCGUGCAGUCAUCUGAAGGAGUGAAACGAAGCCAGACUUUACUCAGGGUUCCGGUGAUGGAUAAAGACCACUUUCAUUUUUACAAGUUGUUUUUGUCCAUAUGGAAACCGGUGCGUGCGAAGAGGCCAACGGUGUAUUUUGUUGUCACGUUGCCUUUUUAUUAAAACAUUGACACGCUACACAGAAGACCAACAGUGAGGGAAUGUUGAUAAAGAAGAAAUGGUAAAGAUGUACAGAUGAUAUAUAUAUACACACAUAUACACCCCCCCCCC